Molecule: messenger RNA, 1833 nt
Organism: Solanum tuberosum (potato)
Lineage: Eukaryota; Viridiplantae; Streptophyta; Magnoliopsida; Solanales; Solanaceae
Product: putative receptor-like protein kinase At3g47110
Exons: 1
Coding region: 95-1822 (575 amino acids)
Molecular function (GO): protein binding
Source: RefSeq, a predicted model, not a curated record
UAGAGGAGACAAAAGAUUCUGGUGGAAAAAUAAUAUUCUACACCAAGGAUUGCUAUAUAAUGGUGUAACUUUGGCAACAAAACAUAUAAAACAUAUGGAGGAGCACAUUUUCUUAUUGAUUUUUCUCUUUUUCUCUGCUUUUGUAUCAGCUGCACCCUCAAAUGAGACAGACCAAGAAGCUCUACUAGCUUUUCAAAAUCUUAUUACAAGUCCCAAUCAUUUUUUGGCCAAUAAUUGGACCAAGAAUGCGUCUUUUUGCUCUUGGUUCGGUGUCACGUGCAGUUCAAAAAGGCAACGGGUUGUAGCCUUGAAUCUUCCUAAUUUACAACUUCAAGGCACAAUUUCUCCUUCUUUGGCCAAUUUGUCCUUUCUCAGAGAGCUCAAUCUCGAGAACAACUUAUUCCAUGGGGGCAUCCCUUAUGGGCUUGGCCACUUGCCUCGCUUGCGUGUGAUUGAUGUUAAAAACAAUCAGCUCAACGGAAGUAUACCAACAAGUCUAUUUCAAAACCGUAGAGUUCAAGUAAUUUCAUUGGCUUUCAAUGAACUCAGUGGUGAAAUGUGGAGAGGGCCAUGGUAUGUACCUGAACUCAGAGUCUUAAAUCUCAGGAAUAAUAGCCUCACAGGUAUAAUUCCUCCUGCUAUUGGAAAUGCCACAAAGUUGCUGAACUUUAGUUUGUCUGUUAAUAGAAUCAGCGGCAACAUUCCUAAGGAGAUCGUUAAUCUGAGCCAGCUUGCAGUUUUGUCCUUGACUGAUAAUCAAUUAACAGGUCCCAUUCCUGAAGCAUUGUUUAAUAUCUCGUCACUACUUUCUGUAUCUCUGGGAAAGAACAGCCUAUCUGGUCCUCUCUUGGUUGAAAAAGGAAAUAUUUUAUCACAUCUGGAGAGGUUAAGUUUAACUCACAAUCAAAUUUCUGGUCGAAUUCCUUCCAACAUCUGCCAACUCAUACAACUUAAAAUAUUGUCCAUAUCUUUCAACAACAUAACUGGAGAAAUACCCAAAAAUAUUGAUUGUUUAACGAAGCUCGAGGAGUUUUAUAUUGGUAAUAAUCCAAUAGAUGGGACUAUUCCCACUUCAUUGGGAAAUAUUUCCACUCUGCGAAAUCUUUACUGCGGAAGCAAUAGCUUGGAGGGGCCAAUUCCUCCAGAACUGGGUAAGCUAUCAAAUUUGAUAGAAUUCGAUUUUGAAGAAAAUUAUAAUCUUAUAGGUCAGAUUCCAGAGGCUAUUUUUAAUAUAUCUUCUUUGAAACACAUUGCGUUAACUUUGAACAAACUCUCGGGGAGAAUUCCAACCUCUACUGGUCUUCAUCUUCCAAACCUCUUAGAACUUCACUUGACUGGCAAUGAGCUUGAAGGGGAAAUUCCUCCGCAUAUCACAAAUGCCUCCAAGCUUGAAAAUUUGGGGUUAGCACACAACUUCUUCAGUGGCACUAUUCCAACUCAUUGGGGAAGUCUUCCUGAUCUGCGAUUUCUUUUCCUACAUGAUAAUCAACUUACCAGUGAACAUGAGUUGCCGUUCUUCGAAUCUUUGGCAGACUGUAGGAUGUUGCAAUAUCUAGAUGUGGGUUACAAUCCAUUGAAUAGCAUUCUGCCAAAUUCAAUAGGGAAUCUUUCAUCUACUAUUGAAUUCUUUGAAAUAAGCGAUGCUCACAUCAAUGGCCUCAUCCCCACAAGUAUAGGCAACAUGAGUGGUCUUACAACCUUAGUCUUUCAAGAUAACAACUUUACUGGAAAUAUUCCUCCUGAGUUUGGUAAGCUUAAACAACUCCAAGGGCUGUAUCUAAAUAACAAUAAAUUGAAGGGACAUGUUCCUGAGGCAGUAUGAAAUUUAUCUAA